Molecule: messenger RNA, 1805 nt
Organism: Drosophila obscura
Lineage: Eukaryota; Metazoa; Arthropoda; Insecta; Diptera; Drosophilidae
Gene: Gr10a
Product: gustatory receptor 10a
Exons: 2
Coding region: 335-1585 (416 amino acids)
Biological process (GO): sensory perception of taste
Cellular component (GO): membrane
Source: RefSeq, a predicted model, not a curated record
AAGGAUUGUUAGUGCGAUCGUAUUUAUUGAUUAAAUGAUUCCAAAAGUGGUGCAAGGAGAAGUUAAGGUAGGCGGGGAUGAGGGGAGGAGGCUUCAGGAGCUGCCGUAGUACUUCAAUCCUUUUUUUUUUUAGCUUGCCCAAUCAGAUAUUUUUUCAUUAAUUACGCGCCGAGUGGCAUAGCCACAGCCAUUGUCACACACGCAACUGGUCGCUCUGAUGGCGGGUCAUGUCAUGUCAUGUCAUGGCAUGCCUCACGGCUCUGUGCUCUGUGCUCUGGCUACGGGCUACGGGGCAUCCAGGUGACAGUACGUCCCGGUAGCUGGUGGGCUGAAAAUGUCGACACCGGAGGAGGACCAGCACGAGGAGCCGGAACGGCAUAGUUUCUGGGAGCGGCACGAGUUCAAGUUCUACAAGUACGGCCACAUUUAUGCCGUCAUCUACGGGCAGGUGGUCAUCGACUAUGUGCCCCAGCAGCCAAUGCGACGGGGUCUGAAGGCGCUGCUGAUCGCCUACGGUCAUGCGCUCAGCCUGAUCCUGAUCGUGGUGCUGCCGGGCUACUUUGUCUAUCACUUUCGCACCCUCACCGAGACGCACGAUCGCCGCAUGCAGCUAAUGCUGUACGUGAGCUUCGCGAACACGGCCAUCAAGUAUGCGACGGUGAUCGUGACAUAUGUGGCCAAUACGGUGCACUUCGAGGCCAUCAACUAUCGGUGCACGGUGCAGCGGCAGCGCCUGGAGACGGCCUUCGCGGACGCACCCCGGCAGCCGAAGCGCAGCUUCGAGUUCUUCAUGUACUUCAAGUUCUGCCUGAUCAACCUGAUGAUGCUCGUGCAGGUGGGCGGCAUAUGUGCGCUAUAUGGCGCCUCGGACGGGCCCUCGGUCAGCCAGGUGCGCCUGCACUUCGCCAUCUACGCCUUUGUGCUGUGGAACUACACGGAGAACAUGGCCGAUUACUUUUACUUUGUGAAUGGCAGCGUCCUGAAGUACUACCGCCAGCUGCAUCUGCAGCUGUCCGCCCUGCGUCGGCAGCUGGGCGGGCUGCGGCCGGGCGGCAUGCUGAUGCAGCACUGCUGUCGGAUGAGCGACCGCCUGGAGGAGCUGCGGCACCGAUUCGGCCAGAUACACAGCCUCUACACGGAGAGCUUUCAGAUGCAUCAGUUCCAGCUGCUGGGCCUCGUGCUGAGCACACUGAUCAACAAUCUGACCAAUUUCUAUGCCAUCUUCAAUAUGCUGGCCAAGCAGUCGCUCGAGGAGAUCAGCUGCCCGAUCGUGAUCGGGUGCGUGUAUGCCACGGGCUUCUACAUCGACACCUACAUUGUGACCCUGCUCAACGAGCACAUCAAGCAGGAGCUCGAAGGCUUCGCCCUCACGAUGCGCACCUUUGCCGAGCCCCCAGCCACAGCGGAGCAGCGGCUCACCCAGCAGAUUGAAGACUUCUCCCUGGAGCUGCUGAGGUGCCGACCGCCCCUGCUCUGUGGCCUGCUCAACUUUGACCGUCGCCUGGUCUAUCUCAUAGCCGCCACUGCCUUCUCCUACUUCAUCACCCUGGUGCAGUUCGAUUUGUAUCUGCGCAAGCGGUCCUAGGCCGCACCCACAGCAAGCACUCCCCACACAGCAAGACUAACCCCGAAAGCACCCUUGCAGCUACAUUCCCUUGGCCUAGGGAUGGAAAUGGCGGGCCAGUCCUCGGCAUGGAUAGCAUGAGAUGUGCCCUCGCUACGAUCAGCAGUAGGCAGCAAUCAGCACUCAAUCGCCAGCAAUUCCCCUUCAAUAAAGCUAAUUAACUGAAAAUAUCUAUCUAAAU